GUAGGUUAUUUACAGAUUACAAGACAGAUUCGCAAUUGUGUAUCAGUCGGGGUUCAGUUACAGCAAACUUUAGAAAGAGCUCUUGGCAGCCUUAGCAGAAUGGGCUUGAGUACCCAGUGCCCUGUUCAUAAUCAAUGGAAGGGCCCGGGGAGGCAGGCUCGCAGAGGAGCCCCAGCACCAACUUCCAGACAUCACCACAGAACAGGCCCCAGACCCAGGAGGAAGUGAAGAACCGGAAGGCCGCCACAGCCACACAGCUUCUUGUGACCAUAGUGCGGGUGACUGGACCCUGGGAUGCCACCACCUCCACAAAGAGCAAUUUGCCCACCACCAUGCUUGCCAGCAGAAAUGAGCCAAGCAGCAAGAACUGGCCUUGUCACUUCCACCUUCCAGGUCUCUCCUAAAUGCAUCCGGUCGGCGGAGUCCUUGUCAUCCGGAGCUGCAAGAGAACCUGGGCGUCUUAGUCAGCUCAGGCUGCCAUCACAAAAUACCACGGCCCGGGGGGCUUGAGCCACAGAAAUUCAUUGUCUCGCCGUCCUGGAGGCUGGAAGUCCAAGAUGAAGGUGCUGGCAGGGUUGCUUUCUCCUGAGGCCUCGCUCCCUGGCUUGCAGGUGGCCGUCUUCUUCCUGUCUUCACAUGGUCUCCCCUCUGUACUCGUCUGUGUCAAAAUUCCCCCUUCUUAUCGGAUUAGGACACCCCCUAAGGAGUUCAUUUUAACUAAAUUAGGCCCUAUCUCCAAAUCCAGCCCAUCCUGAGUUACUGGGGGUCAGGACUUCAGCAUAUGAAUGUGAGGGGACACAAUUUAGCUGAUACCACCAGGAGAUGUACUUUUUACUUUCCACCCCUGCAGCUCAGCAAGGCACCCCAGGAGGAGGAGGACAGAGCAACUGCCCAGCGCCAACCGUCAGGGACCGCAUAGUGUUUAGAGCCUUUUGCUUGGGAUGUGAUCAGAGGACCCAGGUGCUCAGCGCUCAGCAAGUCUUCUUUCCUUGUAUUACAUGCACAUGCUCAUUUUAUCUGACGCCUUAAGAGUCCUUGGAGAUACAAAAGUGUUAUUAUCCCCGUUUUUCCCAUGAGAAAAUUGAGGCUUAGAUCUGUUACAAGUCCUGCCCAGGGCCCUCGAGCUAGGAAGUGGCAGGGCAGGAGUGAGCCCAAGUCCCUUGCUCUGAUCCUGAGUCUGUCCCGGGAACUAAAAACCUCCAAGGCACAGCGCCCUGCAGGGGGGGCCAGUGAAUGUCCAGUGAGCAGCCAUUACUGAGAUCCAGCUCAGUUCUAUAGGAUUUUCUGAUUUUUCCAGAAACCUUUCCUUCUUUUAAAGUGAAAUCUCUCCAUUUUUCAAAUGUUGACAAUAAAUUUAAGGUUAAAACACACACACACGCUACUGAGUUAACCCUGUGUGGGGUCCAACCAAACCUGCCUGCAGCCUGGACCUAGCCUGCGGGCUCGGAGGGAAAAUCAGAAGUGUUCAUGAGGACAGAAGGACUUCUUUGGGGCCUAACUCUGUCCUCCUUGCGCUCCGUCUCAGGCCCAUUAGAAGGACGUUGCUGCACGGUCACAUUUCCUUGAAAUUCUUCUUUUGCCGUCUGAACUUUUCUCAUUUCCCACCAAAUACGUGGGUUUGCUCCUGUUAAGGAGCCCAGGGGCCCACGUUUAUUAAGCAUUGUAUUUGCAGGGCGCAUCAUUGACAGGUGCCCACGUGCCCUCCCCACAACCCUGUGAGAUGGACAUUGCCGUCCCCCUUUAGCAGAAUAGGGACAGACAGGGAGCAGGGGUAAGACUGAGAGUUGAAGGCAAGAUCAGAGGAUAAGUGGACGCCUGUUGUCCUUUGUUUAGCGUGCUCUUGCCCUUUUAUUACAGGCACGGGGGUGUGCUGCUCAUGAACGCUGGCCUCCCUCCAGGGGUUCAGUUACUGGCCAGGCCGUGAUGACUUGUGAUUCAGAUCCUGGGGCUCCCUGGGGCCUCCCUCCCAGAGUGUGCUCUGUGACACACUUUCCAUCCCCACCCUCCUCUUCCUGCUUCAGGCCCCUCCAGACAAAGAUUAAAAUGUUCAUAUUUCCCUAAUGGGUCAUCUUGUUCCUAGGAAUUUCUAGGAAUGUGAGAAUUCCGAUGAACAGCAGCAUUAAAACCAGUGCAGAUUGUUUGAAUAGCUAAAUACUGCAGACAUUGAUUCUGAUCUGUUAGCCACAGUAAAAAUGAAAACCGCAGAAGCGACAGCCAGAGUUUUACCAAACUGGGGCUCUGCACAGGCCUGGGCCCUUCUGGGUGGCACAGAGCACUGGUGGCUCCAGAUCUCCAGGUGCUGACCUCAGUCCUUGCCUGGUAGCAGCAGCAAGAACAUUCUUGCUUAGCUUUUCGGUGUGAGAGGGGAGGCCUUUCCUCCGGGGCACUAGGCAGACAGACAGAUGCCUUCUGGACAAGAAGGAGUGUUGCACAAACAUGAAGCAAUCAGUAAGCCCACAGCUCCAGGUUAUGGAGUGUCAAGGUCACCCUUGAUUAAGAACCACACUCAGGACUGAUGCCCUGAGUGUUUGUGAAUGCAAUUGCUUGGAAUUGCAGCCUUUCCUUAGUACAGUGGGAAGUGUGGCUUGUCGGAUGAGGGUGAACUUGGAACAGUUUUUCUAACUUCAGUUGCCUCCUCUGUAAAACGAGGAUGAAAUGGUACCGUACCUUUCAGGAUGGAUAGUGAGGCUUCACAGACUGAUGCAUGUGAAAGUGACGUGUGCACCCUGAGGGUCCAUACAAGUAUCAGGUGCUGUUUGCGUUGGAAGCUAUUCUUGAAGUAAGAAUAAAGCAAGCUUUUUAUCCACCUAGUAGCACAAACAAACAGCCAGACGUCCUUGCCAUUGAGGGAAGACCAAAGAAAAAGCCUCUGAAGGCGCAGAGAUGUUGGGAAAGGUUUGUUUCCCAGCCUCUGGUCUGGUUCUGCCCCAGCCCAGCUGUUGAGAAGAUGCAGAAGCUGCCAGUUGGGAGGAAAUCCUAGCUAGAUCUCCAGCUCCUAUAAGCACCUCCUCCCAGCCCCUCAAGAAUCAGACAGCUCUGGCCCUCCUCAUGCCACAACUCAGCAGACUGACUUCCUGGAAGAGGCUCCCUAAAUUGCAAGAAUAUAAUUUUGAUCUGAUGUCUCCACAGGAAGAAUGUUAUAAUGAGAUUAUAUUCAUUUCCAGUGGCUGAGUGUACAGCUUUUUCUAGGAAUGACCACAAAUACCCCCUUUAGUUGACUUGCCAAAGCUCUUCCUAUACAAUAUUCAGCAGACAGUUGUUUGUUUGUGUCGAAUAGUCUGUGAAGCCGUGACAAUCACCCAUCUCCUAAACUUUGUUAACUGCUUUUCUGGGUGGGCUUGUCCAUACACCAGCAGAGGGAAGCCGACUUUGAGAAGAGAAAUUGCAACUGAGUUGGGAGCCGAGAGAGGUUGGCAGGGCAGGAGGAGGGGCUGACGCUCCACCUGAAGCAGAAGAGAGGGGUCCCCAGAGGAAGGGAGCAGUCUGAGUGACAGCAGAGAAGGCCCUCUGGGAAAGAGCAGGUCAGCACGAGGAGAGCGGCAAGGAGCCCUGAGCCGAUUUCAGGUAAAAACAGUAAUCAAAGAUGUCGAGCAAAACAGCAAGCACCAACAACAUCGCCCAGGCAAGGAGGACCGUGCAGCAGCUGAGGCUAGAGGCCUCCAUUGAGAGAAUAAAGGUUUCGAAGGCGUCCGCGGACCUCAUGUCCUACUGUGAGGAGCACGCCAGGAGUGACCCGUUACUGAUAGGGAUCCCCACUUCAGAAAACCCCUUCAAGGAUAAAAAGACUUGCGUCAUCUUAUAGAGGAAGCGUGAAGCCGCUCCUCACCUCCUCUCCACAAAGCGGGUCAGGAGCAGCUCCUUCACGAGCUUUGCCUGCAGCUUAUUCGGGAACCACUGCUAAUAACUAAAAUGCUCUUAACUUGGAAUCACGGACUCUGAAGUCUUUAUUUUCCAAGUUACUCUUUCUCUAAAAUCCCCUUUACUGAUUUCAUCCAGAAUAACAAUCUUAUUUUCCAUUUGGUAACUAUGGUGUCAUAUUGGGCUGCUGCUUAAGGAAAGUCAGUCUGGGACUUUUAAAAAAACACAAUUAUAUACUUUUAAAUAUGAAUGAUCCAGUUCUGUCAAAACCUAAAUUACCUAAGCACCUGUCUAGAUUAAAAUGCCAAGAAUAACUUCAGUCCUGAAAGCUUUAUGUCACAGUAUAUUCUUAAUAGGGUUGUGCCAACCUGUACAGUAUACAGGUGUGAGGUGUGUUUUGUGUGUAUAUAUAUAUAUAUGUUGUUGUAUAUACACAUAUCAAAGCUUAAUUUCCUGUUAAAAUUUCCCUGUCUCCACACCAUCAGUUCCUCAACUCCAGAACUUAGACCUGUAUCUUGAGCUAUGUGUCGAUAGAAUAAAAAUCCUUUUCAUAUAGUUAUUGUACAAAAUGUAAAGGACAUCCUCGAGAUUGUAUUCAUUGUAAUCAAGUAGCGAAGUCCUCUCUCCUCUCUUGAAAUCUUGCUGACCUCUUAGGCUACAACAAACUGUGUCAAUUAAAGUUUAAAAACUGAACUGAAAGCCCUUCUAUAAUAUGAGGUAUGAAUUCACAAGGAGCCUUUUGGGCUUCAGGGAUCCUGAAUUGAGGAAAGGGGAGGAGACCCUUGGGGAGCCCCCCAGCAGCUGUGCCCCAAGGCUCAUGUUCUUUGCUGGAUGAGGGGUGGACGCCUCUGAACCUUCUACCCUAAGGACGGGAAUGAGACAGGCAGAGUGCCCGUGAGCCCAGCCGAGAGGAAAGCGGGUGUGUCUGAAAACCAGCUGCCCUUCUUGGCUGAACUUGGUGAUUUCGCGCUCUCUCUCUGUCUCCCUGCCUCCCCUUGAUCUUUCCUCUGCUGGUAGAACAUCUGUUUUCAGAGGGGAUGUUCACCUCCCCAGCCCCAAGUGAGUGCAACAAGGUUGGAAAGAAACAUCAAAAAAAUAACGGUAUCAAGACAUGGAAGCCCUUUUCCAAUGUGUGCAGUGUCAUCCUUACCUUGUCCACAGACGGUCCAGCAGAGGCCCCCCAAAAGAGGCUUCCACUCACGGCUGCAUACGUGGGCCCCAGGGCUCCAGCAGCUGGGCAGUGGGCUCCUAGGCUUUCCUCUGGGCCUGAAUAUAUCCCUCACAUCCUCAGAAUUUCCAGUGGGGAAAAGGAAUCUCCUAUUCCCAGAGGGCGUUUUAACUUUAUCAAAGAGCAGGAGAGGGUCUGAAGGCCCCAACCCGCACAUUAGGGCCUUUGAUAUUUUAACUGGUCUUCAGUUCAUUAAGAGUAACUCUAAUGAAGGAUUAAAAACUAUUCUCAAAAAAGAUUCAACCCCAAGAAGGAGUUAUUUACAACAGUUUUCCCUGGUUCUUUACAUUCUUGCCCUGCAAUGCAAGCCCCUUUUAAAAAUCUAAUAUCGUGCUAGUUGUGGGUGAACAAAUGCAGUCCUAUUUUUAAACUGCUCAAAUGCCAUCAGUAUUUCUCCAGGCCUCCUAUCUAUUCAGCCUGCUGAGCUGCCCUCACUUGUCCAAGACCUUGUGAAAAUCAGGCCACUGCCCUCAGCCUCUGGUCAUCGAGCGCUUGGUCCUGCGAUGUGCCCAGUUCCCAGGUCAAUUACGGGCACCUGUUCAGGAGAGAGAACGCUUUGACCUUUCAAAAGGUGGAAUUUGAAAUAUACACUAAAAAGACAACUUUACAUUUAAGGCUUCACUUAGACAUUUUUUAAUAAGUAUAUUUUUCUACUGAUAGUCUCCGAACAUUAAUCUUAUUUUCACUCUGAUUUUUAACAUGUUUCUUUAAAUAUUUAUAAUGCAGCUUGUAACGAAAUAUUUUCAUGAAAUUAAUUAUACUGUUAUGUGCACAUUUUUGGUAGCAAGCAUAGUUUAUUCUUUAGCUAAAAUGUGUUCUUUUACCUAACAGAAAACAAAUGUGUUUUGCUAUAUACUUGUUAAUAUGCUUGGAGUCGUAAGGAAUGGUCUUGAGCUCCCAGGAGAUUGAUUUCCUCUUAUUUUUGCUGGCCGGGUCUUACAGAGGCCAUGAGUAUGAAUGUCAUGUGACUUCCUAACCAAGUGUAGGGCCUGUUCAAGAAAAGUGAAAUCCCAUUCUUUGAUGCUGGACCCAGGGGGGAAAAAUUGUAGCUAAAUGUUGGUUUACUCAUAGCUAGAGAGCUAUGUGAGAAAAUAUAUGUAUACAUAUAUAUGAUAUGCAGGAGGCACUUUUAUUUAUCAGGUUUUAUUCCACUUGUGAAGCCACAGUUUAACUGCUCUGCAACAGCUGGUUUGUGAUAAUGAUGGACAAAUGCCCACUGUGUAUUUUUUCCAACUACCACUAUAAGGACACAGUUAAUCACAUGUACACAUGCCGCUUCUUGGCUCCAUCUCCAUGAAGCUCUCUGAAUACGUUCCCUGUGUUUUGUCUUUCAUGCUGCUUCUGUUAGCAGUGCCCUCUCUCCUUUUCCAUUCUUAUGUUUUCAUUAGUUUAUCACCAGUCUGUCUAAUUGAGGCCUCAGGAGCAUGGCAAGAUAUGCUAGGCAAAAUUUCAUGACUCCAAAGUAUUUUUACAGAAACGUUUUUUUACUAGAGAAAACACUUUAUAUACCAAGUGGUUCACAAGCUAUAGGUUAUAGCUGCUUUUUUUUUGGUAAAAAGAAUCAGGUUUUUACAUUUCCUUAUAAAAAUAAAAAGUGCCAUAUUUAUCUUUUAAAUGAAAGGCCUGAUUUGCUUUCUCUCCAUUUGAACUAUUUUUGUACUUUACUAAUCUUUAAACUAGCAUAAAAAAAAAAUUAUACCAAUGAUUCAGUAAUCUGGAGGCAUCGAUUGGUUUGGGUAGUAGAGAGUGUGCCAGACUUUCUCUUUCGAUGCCUUCUGCUCAACCAAUUUGCAACGACGAUUGUCAUCUGAGCGAUUACUAUGAAUUUUGAUUUAAGAUCUAUAUAUGCCCAAGAAGUGAAUUACAGUACGUCAGUCCUUUCUCAAUAAAAUAAAUAUAAUGCCAGAGUGUUAUGAAUUGUCUUGAUUUCUUUUACGGUAGAUCUAUCUAUAGGAAAAAAAUAGAUUGAAUCAGAUACAAAUUUAUGUAUAUAUUAAAAUAGAGCACUUACCUAAAAUUGAGUGUUCUGGAUCUCAGCUUUGGAUCGUUUCUAGCCGAUCCCGUGUCCCUGUGCCAUGUGACUUUGGCCAAGGCAUUUCAUCUCUCUGGGGCUCCAUUUCACCAUGUAAAACUAGGGGCUUGAAGUAGAUGAUGGCCAAGACGGCGUCGUGCUCUCCGACGCCUCGGUCCCCUGGCCAGCUCCUCUCCUGGUCCUGCCCACAUGUUGGUGCUAUAAGCUGCUUCACAGAUAAAAUCAGUUUGUCUGUCGUGCUUGCUCAUUUAAUAGCUUAUGAAAGGCCUUUUCAUUAUACAGCUUUUUUUUUCUAGUUUUAUGGACUUGAUUACUGUAGUAAUGUCUUAUUUUUAGCCAUGUAACUAUAAACAUAUUCUCGUGAUGUCUCAGUAAAUUUGCAUUUGAUAUAUAGUUGAUGGGAUUUUGUUAGUUUAUAACAUUCUUUGGCAACUCAUCUGUCCAGCAUCUUAUUAACCUAAACAUUGUGAUCAUUGUUUGGAAAUCUGUCCUAUGGGAAGAAUAAAAGCAUUUCCUUCACAGCUAACCUGUUCACAGAUUUGAGAGAAGUUUCAUUAAAGCACCAUUGCUCUGUU
Equus caballus (horse) is the source of this 7693-nucleotide messenger RNA. RefSeq names its product G protein subunit gamma 12 (gene GNG12). Gene Ontology annotation, biological process: G protein-coupled receptor signaling pathway. Gene Ontology annotation, cellular component: heterotrimeric G-protein complex. NCBI's taxonomy places the organism in Eukaryota, Metazoa, Chordata, Mammalia, Perissodactyla, Equidae. The record is from RefSeq and is a predicted model, not a curated record. Gene Ontology annotation, molecular function: G-protein beta-subunit binding.